Messenger RNA from Morus notabilis, 3540 nucleotides. RefSeq names its product transcription factor PIF3. The transcript is spliced from 8 exons. Gene Ontology annotation, molecular function: DNA-binding transcription factor activity; protein dimerization activity. The record is from RefSeq and is a predicted model, not a curated record. The coding region runs from base 933 to 3128 and encodes 731 amino acids. Gene Ontology annotation, biological process: regulation of DNA-templated transcription. NCBI's taxonomy places the organism in Eukaryota, Viridiplantae, Streptophyta, Magnoliopsida, Rosales, Moraceae.
GGUCUUCGGUUCCCUGCAAGCUGCAGCUCUGCUAGGCUUUCGCCGUCUUCUGCGUCCACUUGGACACGCUCUCUCUCUUUCUCUCUCUAGACUCUUAUUAAACCUUCUCUCUCAAGUUGGUUUCUCUUUCCUCGUGCUUACUCACUCUCUCACUGACUCUUAUAGAUAUUGCACUUUUGGGAAAUUUUACAAUUAGUUUGCACAUGUUUAAUGCAUGUGGAUUAGCGUUACUCUUAGCUAAGAUCGAGAAUCCCCUGAUUUUCUCCAAACUUUUUUUCGACUUUUAAUGGGUCCUCAAGAUUCUGGCUGUUCUUCGUGUUAAACGUUUUGAAAUUAUCGUUCAAUUAGGAAACUAUGAUCUGGGUUUUUCUGGGUUUUUAGCUAAUCAUUGGAAAAGUGUAAAAGAAUGAGUUUUUAAUAAAACUCGAAGCAGCUUAAAUUUGGAAGUUGGUUUUUUAAAUUUUGUUUAGGAGAUCUUAGGGAGCCAUAUUAAAGAAUUGGUUUGACUGGUACUUUAUUUCAUUUUUCUGAAUUUUAUAUUUCCACAUUUAACUUACUGAUAAGGACUUUAGUAUUUAAAAGAAAGAUUUUAUUCUGUAAAUAUUUUAACUGUAAAAGUAGCACCAUUUUCUUUUCUUUUCUUUUCUUUUUCCUCUAUAAGUUCAAUUGGGAUUGUCUUAUCGCGGGGUUUUUGGCCUGGCUUUUAUGUCUUCAAACCCUGUUGGGUUUCGUCCAGUUUUUUGGGUUCUUUGAACUAAGCAUUUAGAGUCAAGAAAAAAAAAAAAAAAAACAUUCAAAAGAGUAGUUUUGUUAUCUGGAAAACUAGGCUACCAAUAAUGAACAAGGGAUUGAUCUUUGGGGUAUUUUUCUCUAAGUAAUAUAACAAGCAGUGGUUCCAAACUCUUUCCAUAACUUUCAUCAUCAUCAUAAUCAUGCCUUUAUCCGAGCUAUAUCGGUUGGCUAAAAGAAGGGUGGAUUCAAAUCAAGAUUUUGAAAAUGGGAAUGAUGUUUUUGAGCUGGUAUGGGAGAAUGGUCAAAUUACAACACAAGGUCAGUCCAGUAGAGUUAGAAAGGAACCAACUUGUAACAGCUUACCAUCUCACUGUUUGCCGUCUUAUACCCCAAAAUCUCGGGACAAAGAUUUAGGAAAUGGCACAACCACAAAGACAGGAAAGUUUGGGACAGUGGACUCUGUGCUUAAUGAGAUUCCAAUGUCGGUGCCGUCCGAUGGAGUCGGUUUGAGUCAUGACGAUGACAUGAUGCCAUGGCUGAAUUAUCCGAUGGAUGGAUCUUUACAACAUGAGUAUUGUCGUGAUUUCUUGCCUGAAUUGUCUGGUGUCACUGUCAAUGAGAUCUCCAAGAGUAACAACAAUUUUGCAACAAAUGAUAAGAGUAGUUGUAACCAGCUCUAUAGGGAGUCCAACGCCAAUUCUGUAGAUUAUUGUGCCAGUUUAGAGCAAAGGAAUAAUUCUUCUAAGGUUGGUUCAGUUGUUGCAAGUGAUGUUAGUACUAGACCCAGAACUGGUACUAGUCAGUUGUAUUCAUCAUCAUCAUCUCAGCAAUGCCAAGCAUCAUUUCCAUCUUUUAGAUCAAGGGUCUUGGACACCGUUGGUGAUAACACAACUAGUGCAGCUCACCAUGCUGUUUGUAACGAUUCGGGUCGAGUUUCUUCGGUUGGUGGUUUCCCUAGCCUGAAAAUGCACAAUAGGCAAGAUUCUAUACCACCUAGUAAUAGCUUCAAUGUACUUAAUUUCUCUCAUUUCACAAGACCUGCUGCUCUUGCAAAGGCUAGUCUUCAAAACAUUGGUACUAUGCCGGGCUCGAAUAUGCCAAAUAAGGAAAAGGGUUGCGCUGCAAAUGGUAAUAAUCCUCCUAAGUCAGGACUAAUUGACACUGGUAGUGGUUUAAGGAAGGAAACAAGUGCACAUUGCCAAGUAGUGGCUUCCUCUGGGGUUAAUUUGAAACCGUCGGAGGCUAGGUCUCUUGAGGAACCAUGUGCUGCUAAAGAUUCCGAGGCUGUUUGCCGAGAAGAUGCCUCGAAGAACGACAUAAACAACAGCUUUCCUUGCGAAAGUACAAAUCGUGCCCUGCCGGAUGGUGAGAAGAAUAUAGAACCUGUGGUUGCUUCCUCUUCUGUUUGCUCAGGCAAUAGUGUGGAGAGAGCUUCAGAUGAUCCAACACAUGUUUUGAAGAGGAAAUUUCGUGAUACGGAGGAUUCAGAAUGCCAUAGUGAAGAUGUUGAGGAAGAAUCUGUCGGUGUCAAAAAAACUGCGCCCCCUCGAGCUUCAGGUUCCAAGAGAAGCAGAGCUGCAGAAGUGCAUAAUUUAUCUGAAAGGAGGCGAAGAGAUAGAAUCAAUGAAAAGAUGCGUGCCUUACAAGAACUCAUACCAAACUGCAACAAGGUGGACAAAGCUUCAAUGCUUGAUGAAGCUAUUGAGUAUCUGAAGACACUUCAACUUCAAGUACAGAUUAUGUCAAUGGGAGCGGGUUUGUGUAUGCCACCAAUGAUGUUACCAACAGGGAUGCAACCCAUGCAUGCACCGCAUAUGACGCAUUUUUUGCCCAUGGGAGUUGGAAUGGGAAUGGGGUUGGGCAUGGGUUUUGGUAUGGGCAUGCCUGAUAUGAAUGGUGGCUCCUCUGGCUAUCCUAUGUUUCAGUUCCCCCCUAUGCAGGGAGCACAUUUUCCUGGCCCGCCUAUGCCGGGCCACACCGCUGCCUUUCAUGGGAUGACAGGACCUAAUCUUCAGGUGUUUGGGCUUCCUGGUCAAGGACUUUCUAUGCCAAUGCAACGUGCACCCUUGGUUCCCGUGUUGGGAGGGCCGUUUAUGAAGUCGGCUAUGGGAUUAAAUGCUUCUGGGGCAGGUGGGUCUAUGGAAAAUAUGGAGUCAACUCAGCCGUAUACAUCAAAGGAUCCAGCGCAGAAUAUGGGAUCUCAUGUGGUGCAAAAUGCCGGUCCCAGUAGCUCUAUGAAUCAGACAAAUAGUCAGUGUCAAGCAACAAAUGAGGGAUUUGAACAGUCUCCCUUGGUGCAAAGUAAUGUUCAAGUGUCUGAUGUAAAUGGCAACAAAGCUUCAGCCUCCGCUAAUGGAAAUGAUGCCAGGCCUAGUACAGCAGCUAGUUAUGAUUGACACUCGGUUCUGGUUAUCAUGAAUCAAGGAGACAAAUCCAUUUUGCAGCCUCUUCUUUUUUGUUGAUUGUGAUCUGGGAAAAUUUGAUCAAGAGUACCGGAAAAAGGGUAACUCAGAGUAAAUGAGGUUUGAACCUUUAGAAUAGAAUCUGAAUUUUACUUUCAAGAGGGCAACACACCAUAUGACACAGAUUUUGGUAUCUUUAGAAGUCAAGCAACCAUGUCUUGCAUUUUGUAAAUUGACCUAGUGACCUCUGUGCUAUUAAUGCAAUGUAAGAGUUCCAUAUACCAUUAUUUAUUUAUGUAUUCAAGUUUGUGUUUCAGAAUCUUCCAUAACUGUUCUUUCAAAUAUUCAAGUAUAGUUUUAUGUUCUCCAUACAUUUCUGACAAUCUCUCUCUCUAAUUUUCUUAUC